Schistosoma bovis is the source of this 2074-nucleotide messenger RNA. NCBI's taxonomy places the organism in Eukaryota, Metazoa, Platyhelminthes, Trematoda, Strigeidida, Schistosomatidae. The record is from the annotation of a GenBank genome assembly.
UGUCAGGAUUAACACGGGCCACCUAGCUUUACCAAACGCCGAUAACGUGUGUUACACAUAAUUGCCUUGGUUUGACCGCUUCUGCAAAACCUUACGGACAGUCGAGUUGAUGCACCAAUCGUUUGGCGACAAUUUGACCUUCAAGUGCUCAGUAACCUCCAUCAAUGGACGAUGCAACUGGUAGUGGUGCACGUGCUAUCGCCAUUUGUUAUCGAUUGCUUUCACUGUUGAAUUCGAGUGCAUCCUAUUCGCUUACAAGAUCAUUUGCUAACCUUCCAUAUCAUUCCUUUUCUACCAGAUUUACUCUCUACUCUGCUCACUUUUUCAACUCAACAUACUUUCAGCAUAGACUCGAAGCGCUGCACAAAUGCUUACUGCCUGCAGAGAGGUUUAUUUAUCUCUAAAACACUCAUUCAUAAGCUGGAAUUUAAGAAAUGGUAUUGUUAACGAGACUUCUCUACCUGAUGUUGUGAUUGAUUCAGAAUUUGGCAGACGAGUUCCUACUAUCUCACUCUUGACGGUUUCUUCGAAGGGUUCAUACCUGUCUGCUGCAGAUAACCUAAAGCGGCUGUUUCUUUAUGUUAAUGAAAAUGACCACUGGUUAUUGGUUUCACAAUUGAAGCUGCGCAAACAGGUAUCGUGUCUUUUUUUUUCUCCAAGUGAAAAAGCACUACUUGUUGGAGACAAGUCGGGAGAUGUUUUCAAACUCACUCUGUGUCCGGAGAAGCCCAUUCACGAUACAGAUUUGACUCUUCUUUGCGGACAUUUCUCAAUACUUAGUCACAUGGCUAUUUCGGAGGAUGAAAUGUACUUGGCGUCUUGUGAUCGUGAUGAAAAGAUACGGAUUAGUCGAUUUUCUGAACCCUAUGUUAUCCAAUCAUUUUGUCUUGGUCAUAAAUCGUUCGUUUCUCAGCUUGGAUUUAUUCCCGACACUCGAUAUUUAAUCUCAACAGGAGGAGAUGGAUAUAUAAGUAUUUGGAAUUGUGAGUCGGGUCACUGUCUGUCAUCGUAUUAUGUUUCAAAAAGUGAACUCCAACCUCUCUCAGUUUCUACGGAUUCGCAGUUCAAUUUUAAGUCGGAAGCUGUUGUUUCUAGGUUUUAUUUUAUCAAAGAUGUUGUCGUUUGUUGUUUUUUAUCCAACCCAGUACUGAUGGCGUUUCAUAUUCAUAUAAAUGAAGACGAAGUUGUCUCUUGGGGAUCGAAAGCUUUUACUUCCACAGAGGAUAAAAUGCCAUUUACGGAUAUAGCUCUAUGUUCAAAUGAUAAUCGUAUUAUUGGACUGUGUUCUACUGUGACUAGUGUUUGUCUCUACUCUUGGAAAUUGAUUAUUCAAUACAAUACUUGCCAACCAUCUUGCUCUGUCAAAUGGGAUGUUCCUCAAAUUGUUGAUUGUAUAUCAAACAGCUUUCUUCUACAAGUUCCAGAACAAAUGUAAAGAAAAACUCUGUGUGUGUGUGUGGUUAACAUAAUGCCAAAUAAACGAUAGUAUUAUCUUCAUUCAAAUUGGAUUUUCCAAAGAUUCAUUCUGUAGACGAAUAAUUUAUUGUUCCUAAAUAAAAUAGUUGCCCUUUUUCUUUCACAUUAAUGUGUUUAAUUGUGGUAUUUGUACGAACUAAUGAUUCUUUUAAUUACUUGAUUCCAUUUGAUUACAAAUUCCAUAUAUAAUACAUUGGUUUGUGCCCUUAUCUAGUUCUACCUGCCUUAACUUGCACCAUUUCGGGAAUUCUUAGUUAGUACAUAAUCAUAUUGUUGCAAGUACAAUCAAUUUUAUAUGGGAUAGAAUAAGUAGCUAUUGUAAUUAUGUACUUUUAACUAAACAUUAGACUAAAUGAACAGUAGUAAACAUGUUCAGUUAUUCAAAUGAAUGAAAAAGAAUACUAUUGAAUAGUUUAAUAGGUUAACUUUUCCUUAAAAUAUAACAACAACAACAGUUUAUACUUUAUUGCAUAUCGAUUCAUCGACUUUGAAAAAUAGUUUUAAAAAGUUAACUUAUUCUUACGAAGAAUUAGCUUUUGAUUGAGAUCAUGAACCUGGAAGCACUGGACGGCCAUUUCGUCCUAUUGUGAAACUCCUC